GAUGUUUGGAACUUCCAGCUUAUCGGUUAAAUUGGACCUGCCAAGGGACCUACAUAUCCCUCUAAUUAAAUCUUAUUUUCUUACCACUAUCUGACAGACUGUCCUCACGCGUCCUUGCAAGAUGUCAACGUCGAGGCAGCUCAUCCCAGAGUCUUCCGAACCUGGAGAAAAGGAUGCCGUUCAGCUACAAUUGCUUAACAACAGCGAGCAAGGCCCAGAAACAUCCGACCAGCGCCUUCUGGAUCUAGGUUAUAAACCCGAAUUUCGACGUGAAAUGUCUUUGUUUGGUGUGCUGGGCGUAUCUUUCUGCGCAAUUGGUAUCCUCACUGGAAUGAGUAGUGCGUAUCAGACGGGUUUGUUCUCAGGAGGACCACUGGGGCUCUUCUGGGGAUGGAACAUAUGCAGCCUCUUCAUGUUGUUCAUCGCUUUGAGUCUUGCUGAGAUUUGUAGCGCGUAUCCAACCAUGGGUGGCCUUUACUUCUGGGUUUGCAAAAUGAAGCCAGAUUCUCCAAUCCUCGGCUUCUGUACCGGUUGGAUAUAUUCUAUUGCUAUGGUCUUCACAGGUACAUCUGGAAAUUUGAGUGUCGCACUAUACCUCGCUUCUCUCGCUGAAGUGGGACAAAACCGUACACUGACAAGAGUGGAGAUUGCUGCCAUUGCGUGGGGAGUCAACAUUGCAUCUGGUCUUAUCAACACUGUGGGAACCAAGGCUAUCGGAAGGAUGAGUACUUUUAACGUCUGGUGGACGCUAGCCGGAACAUUUGUUCUAGUUGUAACGCUCUUAGUCAAGGCCCCAGAGAAGAAUUCUGCUACUUUUGUGUUUACGGAUUUUGAAAAUUUCACGGGCUGGGGUUCAAAGGGUUUUGUAGUUCUGUUGGGAUUCCUUCAGGCGGUUUAUACACUUGAAGGCUGUGAAACGGCUGCUCAAGUUGCCGAAGAAGCUCAACGUGCUGAAAUCCUGGCCCCAAUUGCAGUGGUUGGGAGCAUAGUUGGCUCAUGGAUAAUAGGCCUCGCAUACAUGCUUGCUCUCCUAUUCUCAGUGCAGAGUAUUACGAGCGUACAAGCGACGACCUACGCCAUCCCAAUAGCUCAGCUGUACUAUGAUGCGGUGGGCCAGAAGCUGACUCUGAUGUGCCUGACUGUGAUCGUAUUAGCACAGUUCAUGGCGUCAGUCACAGCUUUUACAGCGAGCUCGAGACUAUUUUAUGCGCUGGCAAGAGAUAAUGCAUUGCCCGCAAAGGGCUAUUUCAUGGCACUAAAUAAAUAUCAAGCACCCUACUGGGGUGUUUGGGCCUCUGUCGUGGUUGGAUGUAUCAUUUCAUGUGCCUAUAUUGGAUCAGCCGUUGCUUUUGACGCUAUCUUAUCAUCGGCUGCGAUCGCAGUCCUGCUCAGCUAUUUGCAGCCCAUCAUCAUCCGUGUUUUCUGGCCCCAAGCACUGACGGAGCGUGGGCCAUUCCACUUGCGCCAAUGGUCUUGGCCCAUCAAUUUUGCGAGCUUUUUGUUCAGCGCAUUUAUUUGCGUAUUAUUCGUCCUCCCUACCGCUUACCCCGUGAAUUCAUUAAACAUGAACUAUGCCGUCGUUGCCGUAGGAGGUCUUCUGCUCAUUGUCGCUCUUGGCUGGGUCUUCUGGGGAAGACAUCAUUUCAUCGGUCCCGUACAAACAUUCAAGAUGUAGAUGACGAACCUUGCAUACUACGCGAUUUAUGAGUGUAAAAAUAUACAUAUUAACCUCCGGUCCUUUCUUGACUCUAUUUCUUCCUCAUCCUCCACUUUCCUUUGAUUUCCCUCAUCAUAGUCUUCUGCAAUCUUCCGGAUUUCGCGGCGGAGGCUCUUACCGUCACUGGCGAGAUCUAACCAUCUGUCAAUGUCAAGCCCUUGAGACUUGUACAGUGCUUCGCGUCUAGAAGAAAUUGAACAGUCCAGUACGGAGGAAUAAGAAACCUCUCGGCCCU
Molecule: messenger RNA, 1952 nt
Organism: Serpula lacrymans var. lacrymans S7.9
Lineage: Eukaryota; Fungi; Basidiomycota; Agaricomycetes; Boletales; Serpulaceae
Exons: 12
Coding region: 122-1675 (517 amino acids)
Biological process (GO): amino acid transport; transmembrane transport
Cellular component (GO): membrane
Molecular function (GO): transmembrane transporter activity
Source: RefSeq, a predicted model, not a curated record